ACUUCAUUAUUACUUCAAAAUAUUAUUCUUGAGGCUAUAGUCGGAAAUGGCAUGAAGCUAUGAAUAUUUGAAAUGGAAGGUGGUUUGAACCUUAUGUAGAAUAACGUGUUGUUGCUGCAUCUUGCAAUAUCAAAACAACGUUCUUCUCCUGUUUGUUUUGCAUGUAAUCCAUGAAAAUCUACAAGGAAUGAGUCCAGUGACACAAUUCUGUGGGCCACCGCAACCAAUGAAUGAUAAUGGGAACUGCUCAUUCUAAGUCCUCUUUAAUUUCUGCUCAUAGCUCCCUAUCCCUUGAGAAUCUGACCAUUUUAUAAAGCAGCAUCCCAUGAGUACAGAGUGAAUGGAAUGAGAUAAAACAUAUUUCCAUGCCGACUUUAAUUCUUUUAUAUCACGAUGAAAACUUUUUCCUGGUAAUAAUAAAGUUGGCAUUCAGCAUAUGAAGGAUGUGUUCACACUUUGGUGCAUAGAUUCUGAAAAUGUAAAAUGGCCGUCUACGUGUGUACGCACGCAUUUCCUCUCUCGCACGCACACACAUGUCAUGCAGCCAGUGACGAGAAUUCGGUGUAACACAUGUGUAUGCGUCACAGGGGAGGUAUGGGACAUUAAGAAUGUCAACAAAUGUGACGAAGGUCAAAAAUUAAGAGAUUUUAAAUUUGUCAUUCAUUAGUUUGUUAGGCACUAAGUAAAAGUGAAGUUUCUGUAAAUGAGCAUCAUGUCUUUUAGAACUAAAGGAAAUGAAAGUAAUUAUGAAGCAGAAGAAAGUGGAACAGUUAGUGCAGGGUCCAAAACUCUUCCAGUUUUAAAUGAACUAAACGAGCUAUAUAAAAAUCGCAUACGGAGAAUAGAUGAAGAAGCUGGUGAAGAUGGCACAGAGAUAAAACUUUUAGUUCUUCAAUCAUGGGUCUCAGAUCUAGAAGAGCAAAAUACCAUGCUUAUCCAGGCAGUGGAACAAUUGGAGCAGGAAGCAGCUGAUCGUGUGUCUUUACUUCAAGAAAGUUUGCAGCGCUCAUCUCAGGCAGCUGUUGCAUACAUGACCAAGCUGGAUGAUUUUGAUAAGGGUGUGUCUGUAGAGAAGGAUAAAGAUUCCAUUAUUGAAGAUCUUAAGGCUGAACUUUUGAGCCUGCGUAUGAAACUGAAGAAAUGUGGGUAUGGCAAAAGAAGUAAUGGUUCAGAACUUAAGGAGGAAGUUAUAGCUCUGAAGGAAGACAAUGAACUGAAGGAAGGGAAGAUUCAAGGAUAUAUAAGAAGAUUUCAGGAACUAGGGGAUAGUAUGCAUGACAAAUCUUGCCAGGUUGUGAUUGAAACACAGCCAAGAGGCAAAUCAAGUGAUGAUAAGUAUUUUGAAGAGUUAGAUGUAUGUCUAAACAAAGCUUUGCAAGAAAAGUCAGAACUUGUUAAACAAGUGGAGCAGCUCAAAACACAAUUGAAGGAAAGUGUGGUGGAAAUUGAGCAACUCAGCAAAGCAGUGAAUGACAAGGAUCAGUCUGCAAAAGAUAUGCGCAAGGCUUUGACAGCAGAAGUAGCUGAUAAACAUGAUCAGAAUUUGGCUCUUCGACGUGAAAUACAACUUCUGGAAGAGAGAUAUCGUCAAGCAGACAUGCAAACACAUUUCAGAGAUGUUAUUAUUAAAGAAAUGAGAAAAGAUUUAAAAGUUGCAAGGUUAAAGCUUGCCUCCAUUGACCUAGACCAGCAGAAUCCUGUGGUAUGUAAUGGUCAGAAAUGCAUGUCUUCCUUUCUACCUUCUAAUCAUCCCACUUGCCAGUCACAAUUCUCAUCUGUCCAACCUAACAGUGAGUAAGAACAACACUGUUUACUUAAUGUAACCUGUCGUCUUUAUAGCCAUCCUCAUGAACACCAGCAGGUUCAGUUUCCUGUUAACAAAUCAAACCAUGAUUUACAAGAGCACACAUCUCCUGAUAAACCUCAUGAUUCAUGUCUUCCAUACCAGCAUCUCUGCACUCCUGAAAAGAUAAUUAGACCUGUUAGUGAGAAGUUAUAUAAUGUCGAAAAUACUGAUGAAGCUCAAAUUCCAUCUGCCUGCAGAUGUAAACCAUUUCUAGAGA
Molecule: messenger RNA, 2063 nt
Organism: Zootermopsis nevadensis
Lineage: Eukaryota; Metazoa; Arthropoda; Insecta; Blattodea; Termopsidae
Source: RefSeq, a predicted model, not a curated record